GCGGUUCAAAGUGCUCCCGACUAGAGUUGAACCACAGGUCCUGCGCUUCCGGAGUGUCCUGUCCUGUCCUGGGAGGCCACUCGCUCGCAAACGGCUGAAAACACCGAACACCGAACAGUUAUGUGUGGCCCCAGUUAUUGCACACUGCUGCUAAUCGCGGCUUCCUGCUACGUCCUCGUGGUUUGCAGCCAGGCGAAGUCCUUGCAGGGCACGAGCAAACUGGAUUUGGCAAAUCACAUCAGUGCAGGAGGCUCUGCCAGAGGAUCAUCAUCAUCAUCGCAAUCUCCUUCAGCGGCGGCGGCGGCGGCGAUGAUGAGUGAAGCCCGCCAGAAACGCGCCAUGGGCGAAUACAAAGAGCUGACUGACAUCAUUGACGAGCUGGAGGAGAAUAGUCUGGCCCAGAAGGCGAGUGCCACCAUUCCGGUGGCCGGAAUGCUGCCGCCGGGUCAGGAAUUUGAUUUGGACAGCAUGCCGCCACUGACCUACUACCUGCUGCUCCAAAAGCUGCGACAACUGCAGAGCAGCGGCGAGCCCGCUUAUCGCGUGCGGACGCCACGCCUUGGCCGCAGCAUUGACUUUCAGCGGCUCUUGGACGGAGGAGAGGGGGCAGCGGUGGGGAUGGCGGGGAGCGAGGAGGCCACCGGCGGGCAGUUCAUGCAGCGCAUGAUAAAGAAAUCGGUGCCGUUCAAGCCACGCCUGGGCAAACGUGCUCAAGUGUGCGGUGGCGAUUGAGUCACGACAAGGACGCGAGGACAUGCCACACGGAACCACGGAAUAACGGAACCAGGGGAACCACGGAACCGGACGGAGGACGACGACGAUACCAGGACAAGGUUGAGGCCAGGCAACUGGCCCUCGAGCUAACUUAACUCUUAACUUAAUGGCCAGCUGAAUUCGACGCAACGCAAAAAUAAUCCACAUAUGCAUAGUGAAUGACUAGUUACCAGCGCUAUAACCCUUUUUUGAGAGGAACUAAUGAUGUGUAUAUAUAGUACAUGUAUUUAUUAUUUAUUUGAAUAAAUUGCAGCCCCCAAAAG
Molecule: messenger RNA, 1037 nt
Organism: Drosophila ficusphila
Lineage: Eukaryota; Metazoa; Arthropoda; Insecta; Diptera; Drosophilidae
Gene: Hug
Product: protein hugin
Exons: 3
Coding region: 121-732 (203 amino acids)
Source: RefSeq, a predicted model, not a curated record